AGCAACGAAACAAAUCAAAACAGAACUCCGCUGAGCUACUUCUCUCUCUCUCUCUCUCGUCGUUUCGCACGUCGGUUUUGUCUUGGUAAACCGCGACGCUGAGGCUUCUCUUUAGAGAUCCGGGCAUUUCACUUUACAGUCGUAGCAUUUGUAUUUGAAAAUAUCUUUUCAAAACGAGGGGACACCGAAGACGCUUCACACACUGAACUAAGCAGCUUUCUUUUGAUCGCGCAUCGGUUCUUUCCCCCUCUUUUUUUAAUUUGUGGUGGCUAUACAUUUCUCCAUUUAUUAUUGUUCUUUUGUGGUCGCAACACUCUUCGUUCGUUGCGCGUCUUUGGCAGCACUGUGCUCUGCCUCUAGACUCCAGUAUUAUGAUCAUUGUGGUGCCGUUUUCAGCAACCGGUUUGCCGAAGAACAGUGUUGAACAUUGUAGCGUCUCAGCUUUUUUUUUCCAAACUACAUAAUCGAGGUUUCCUUUUCGCCAUUUAUUGUGUAGUACACGAUCAUCGUCUCAACUUCUGAAGCUCAGGUCUUUUAAUUGGUGUUGGUGUUAUUGUGGAGGUUUUGUUUACCUCCGGCCUGUGUGUGUGUGUGUGUGUGUGAUGCUGCUUCGUACCUCUUGACGUCCGUCUCUUUCCUCGACGGUCUCCUCCGCGUUUUCCGCUACGCUCUCUCUUGGUUUUCUUUGUGUACGUCUGCUGCUACCCCGAAUCCUUUUGUUGCGUUUCGUUUCCUUUCUUCUCAUCGAGGGUUGGUUGCUACCCUCUUCUAUUUCGCUGACCUCCGCUUAAUGGUACUGGCCGUUUGUUAAAAAUCUUCCUCUACGUGAGAAGCGAAUCUUUUCCUGUGUGUUUUCCCCAUACGUCGGUGUUUGUCGCCCCCUCUGUUCACCUCUCGCAAGAGUUGACCACGUGGCCCUUUCUGUUUUUGUUGGCGAGUUUGCUUUUGGCCGUUGUUGUUCGCUUGUGUACUCGCACCCCCCCCCCCACCACACACACAGCUGACAGCUCCUCAGUGUGGUAGACGGUGCAGUAGGCCUUUUUUAAUUCUCUUCCCGUUUGGCUAUCUGUUUUUCUUUUGUUUUCUUUACGUGUUUUUCUGUAGCUGUGAAUUGUGCGACAGAAUUAUAUCGCGUUCUUGUCGUUUCGAUUCUUUACGUAUGGUGGCUUGUUGGUGUCCCCCCUCUCCUCCUCCCCUUUCUUCCCCUCUCCCCUCAUUGGAGGUUAGACAUCAAUUGGAAAGGUAACGCACAGCAGCGUUGGCAGCCGCCACCAGUCUUCCUUUGUUUUUGUUCAUUAGUCUUCUUUCUCCGCAGCUGGAAGCCGUCUUUCUUUUUGUGACGGCCGCGAUACUGGGAGAAAAUAUCACGGCGCUGGUGCACCUGCAUCGUCGCUUUGAGGCGGCUACAGCAGGAGUAAAGUGAGUCAUGCAAAACCACAAGCGCAUCGCACGGGCGGACCGGUUCUUCCAAGAAAGCCACGAGAGCCCGGGCAAUGCGUUCUUGGCGACGAAGAAAGCUCCCAGCCACCAGGGCGACAAUGACGUCGACGAGGCAGUGGACGACCCCGGCCACAGCGGAGCCGCCGGAGCACACGUGAACGGCAGUGGCGGCGCAACCUACCGCCUCCUCGACACCUCCCCCGGUGUCGAUCCGAAAGUAGUGGGCAGAAACCUCUGGCUCUUCAUCUGGCUCAAGACGAUCGGGUCGUUCGACUCCGGCGCCUUCAGCGCGGCUCUGGGUGCCGAGAGCGGGAUCGGCAACUUCUGGGGACUGAGCAUGAUGCAACAAGGUGUUUUGACCUCGAGCGUCUUCCUCGGCAACGUCAUCGGCUGCCCCCUCGCUGGCUUCUUGUUCUCGCGCUACAACGAGAAGCGCAUCCUGUGCGGCGCGCUGGUAGUCCACACCGUGUUUACGUUUCUGUUUGCGGCGAUGCCUGACUACGACACCGCCCUCGUCAACCGAUUUUUCAUCGGGCUCGCACUAUCCUUUAUCGUCGUCUACACCCCUGUCUGGGUGGACGAGUUCGCGCCGAAGAGCCGCCAAUCGCUCUGGAUGGCGGCACACAACGCGGGCGUCCCGCUUGGGAUUAUGUUCGGUUACAUCCUUGCUGUCGGCCCCCAUAUGGUGGCGGAAAGCAUCGGCUGGAACUGGGCCUUCUUCGUCAAGACUCUGUUGAUGAUCCCAACCAUCACGUACGUGGCGCGGGUGGACUCGCGGACGAUCAACACAAUAAAGGCGGCGGCUGACAACGCGAAGGACGACACCGCUGCGGACGUCGCGGUGGAGGGCGACGUGCGCAACAACAGCGACGGCGAUGGUGGCGAGGGAAGGAGGCAGUCGGUCGCACCAUCGAACGUCAACAUCCCCGUCGCCUUCUUCUCGGCGGCCGAGCGAGCCGCGUUGCGUGAUCGGGCGAAGCGCGCCCUGGAGACACCUAUUGGAGACGUCCCCGCAAUAGUCAUGUCGAACCUUCGCUACUUCCUGGUGGGGUUUCGCGGCGGUCAGGCACCCCUCUUGCGCAACCUGGUGUACGUCUGCAGCGUUGUCUCCCUCACUAGUCUCUACUUUGUUGCGACGGGGUUGCAGAACUUUGUGACUCAGUAUUUGCAGGAGCCGCCCUUUGAGGCGUCAAUGUCCACCAUCAUGAUCGGCUUCGGCACUGCCGUGGUGACUGCGCCGGUGUGCGGCGUGAUUGCUGGUGGCAUUUUGCUUGAUCGGAUCGGCGGCUACAAGCGCAACCUGCGCCGUGUGACGCUCUUUCUCUUUGCGUGGGGCAGCUGCGCGGUGCUCUUCUCUAUCAUCUGCAUCUUUGCCAAGACGACGCGCGGCUUUCUGCUGGUCAUGUCCGUGGUGCUCUUCUGCGGUGGUGCGUUGAUCCCACCAGGCGCGGGACUCACCAUGAACUCCUUGCCCGCCCACAUGCGGUCUACCGGCGCGGCCUUCUCGCAGACGGUGUACAACCUGCUGGGCAACUUUAGCGGCCCGCUGGUGUGUGGGUGGGUGGCUGACGUGACAGGGAAGCUACGCUACGGCAUCAUCACGUUGUUGCUGUCCAGUGCCUUGGGCGUGCUGCCGCUCUUUGGAAUUAUGUUUGUCGCGUUCCGCGACGGUCCGCUGGCAAACGGCGUAGACGGUGCAGGUGGAGACGAAUCAGGCGUCGAGCACGUAAUGAUGGAGGAGGCGUCGGAGAUGGAGAGCAUCGCGGGCGCGGACGGCGACGAGGCGCUGCGGGCGGCCGCGGUGGAAAGCUGGGACAGCCAACCUCACGAAGCGACGGCGCCGCCGCCUCGACCGGGAGAGCGCAACAGUCACAGCCGUGAGGCGAAAUUUGAGUUCCCCGCAACCAUCUAUGUGGGAGACUUGGUCACCGUGAAGGGUGCUCCUCCUCCGCGUGUGACGGGUGCGUCUACCGUCACCGAAACGCCGCCACCGGCGUCGUCCAGUCCCAGUCCACCACACCUGUCGACAUCCCCUGCGUCCGUCCCUUCUGCCGGCGGAGCGUUGCUUCCGAGAACUUCACCGCUGCAGCAACCGCAGCCCGCGACACUGUCGAACGCUGUGCGCACCUUGGACACCGGCCGGCCGAACCUGCGCGGCCCCGGCACCGCACACCCCGUCAUGGUGCCCGCCACGUCGGCCCAGCCGCUUACCGCGCAAAACCUCGCGGAAACAAUCACGUCUGCUGCGACUGCGAUCCCCCGCGGAGCCCCACAACAGGAGGCACAACAAGUGACGGACCAGGAGAUACUCACGCUAGAAUCUGAGGCGGCGCAGGUGAUGUCCGGGCCGAAUGAAGCAACCUACGGUAUGGAUCUGGUGCGUUCGUGGUUGUCGACACAACAGCAGGAGCAGCAGCAGCAGGAGCUCACCGGCGCCGAGGACGCUGCGGAGGCGUUUCGGCAGGCGAAAUGA
Leptomonas pyrrhocoris is the source of this 3913-nucleotide messenger RNA. RefSeq lists its product as hypothetical. Bases 1427 to 3913 code for a protein of 828 amino acids. The record is from RefSeq and is a predicted model, not a curated record. Gene Ontology annotation, molecular function: transmembrane transporter activity. Gene Ontology annotation, cellular component: membrane. Gene Ontology annotation, biological process: transmembrane transport. The transcript has a single exon. Lineage: Eukaryota; Euglenozoa; Kinetoplastea; Trypanosomatida; Trypanosomatidae.